AUGGCAACACCACCCCUAACAAUCCGCAAUCUCACAUCCACGCCCCUCGAACUAGUCCUCCUCGAACGCUUUGCACCCGUCAGCGAAUCCAUCACGACCUUCAAAAAACUCACGCGAACUCUCAGCGGCCUCACCAACUUCUCCACACCCGCAACCCCAACAUCCGUUCAACUCGCCCAGAAAUCCACAAGCUUCACAAACACCACACUCUCGCUCCCCAUCGCGCCCUUCACAACACAAGUGACCGAUAUCGAUACACCCCCCGACGAGACGUUGCGGUUAACCUUCCUCGCGUCCGGGCAAAGAUACAGACUUACCCUCCCAGCACCCACAUCUCGCUCCACAACACUAGUCCCCCUCUCGCCGUCGCCAGCGCACGAGUUCACGAGUGUUUAUUUAACAGCUUAUUCACAUUUAUCGAUAUACUCUUCUGCGAACCUGCAAUCAUGGAUGUCGCACCUCCCCUCCGCGCUUCCCCUCUCCGCGCUCAGUAUUCCGGGUACACACAACUCCCCGACAUACCGUAAAGCGCUACCCUCCGUCCGCUGCCAAAGCGUCAGCGUGAAAACACAACUAGAAAAUGGGAUUAGAUUUCUAGACAUACGGGUGCAGCCCGAGAACGCAUAUGAUGCCAGUAAAGAGGGGUUGGUGUUGGUACAUAGUGCCUUUCCCGUUGCGUUGACCGGGACAAAGUAUUUUCGCCAACUAGUCGAUACAGUCCUCUCCUUUUUGGAAGAGAACCCAACCGAGACGGUGAUUAUGUCGGUCAAAAGAGAGGGCAUUGGACGGGCUACAGACCAGCACUUAUCACUCAUACUAAAAGAGCACUACGCGCACGAUACCACAAGAUGGUUUACAGAGAACCGUAUCCCAACACUAGGAGAGGCGCGAAGCAAGAUUAUAUUAUUGAGACGGUUUGCAACAGAUGACAGUCUCAAAGCAGAGAACGACGGCAGAGGAUGGGCAGUAGAUGCAGAAAGCUGGCCUGACAACACCGCCGACGGCCUCUGCAGCUCGGGCGAAAUCCGCGUUCAGGAUUUCUAUGAGGUCGCAGUGCAUACCAACAUCACGAAGAAAAUCGGAUUUUGCGAAGACCAUUUAGGUCGAGCGGGACGAGUCAUCUAUCCCCAGCAUCCCCAGUCACAGGCAGAGAACGAGAAUGGAACGGGCCGUGAGAAGGGGAAAGAGGUUCCUGAUCCUAUAUUUAUGAAUUUCCUCAGUGCGUCUAAUUUCUGGCGUGCAAAUUGCUGGCCUGAAAGGGUGGCGGAGAAGGUUAAUCCUUCGAUUUUGGAGUUUUUAUGUAGAAGACAUAAUGAGGCUGCGAUUCAUGCCGAGGGGGAGAAGAGGGAGGUGGGGGAUGGGAGUACGGGGGUUGUGGUGUGUGAUUGGGUUGGUCUUAAUGGGGACUGGGAUUUGGUAAGGUGUGUUGUUGGGAUGAAUGCUAGACUUGAGAUAAGAUGA
Messenger RNA from Hymenoscyphus albidus, 1461 nucleotides. Lineage: Eukaryota; Fungi; Ascomycota; Leotiomycetes; Helotiales; Helotiaceae. The record is from the annotation of a GenBank genome assembly.